AGUGGCGCAGCCGAGCACGAAUCGAAUCUUUCGCUGUCGCGUAACAAGGCUAGCACAACGAACGUUUCCUCUCUCCCGUUGAAAAAAUAAAGAAGAAGAGAGGUCAUCUACCGCUUUGUUGCAGUUGACGUAUCGCAAAGCUGCUUCAGCAAAGGAUAUAUAUAUAUUUUCUCUUCUUCUCUUCUUCUCUUUUUUUCCGCUGCGUAGACUCACAAACUGAAAUAUAUAUAUUCGAAUUAAAGAAAGGGGGUGGACACGACGGGGUCUCCCUCUGUGCUGCGCACCUCUCUCUCUCUUUUCGUUGUUAUCGUGCCCCUUUUCAUCGCUCAAAGCCUUUCUUACUGUCUUUUGCACACUGCACGAGGAAGGAAGGGAAGUACACUAUAUACAUAUAUAUAUAUAUAUACAUAUACACACACCAACGUAAAUGCCUGUUUACGUUUCCGGUGCGGCGUACUUCAACCGCGGCUUCGAUGCCGCCAUGGUGAGGGAAGACCUGUCCAGCCAAAACGAGCCGCGCCAGCUGUCUGCGCUGUACCAAGUCACCGCCUACAUGAUGAUGGGCAAGGACAUGUCGAGCCUCUUCAACGAGGUCUCCGCGCUCACCUCGAGCACGAGCCCGACGAUGAAGCGGCUCGCGUACUUCUACCUCAUUGAGAACAGUCGAAUCCAGCCAGAGCGGACGGUGCUGCAGGCCGGGACGCUGGUGAAAGACACCCUGCACGACUCCCCGUUGGUGCGCGGCGCGGGGCUGCGUGCCAUGACGAACAUCCAGCUGCCCAUGAUGGCUGACUUCCACUCCGGGCCGUUGCACCGGUGUCUGGAGGACUCGUCCGCCUAUGUGCGCCGUAUUGCCGCGAUGGGGGUGCUGAAGCAGUACGUCGCAGCCUCCAACGUGUCGGCCGAGUCGGACAUCCUAGACAAGUUCACCACCCUGCUGCAGGACUCGAACGCGGCCGUGGUGGCGGUGGCGGUGCGGGCGAUGCUGGAGUUGCAGUACCGCAACGCCCCCGUCUCCUACAUUGGCGCCAUCCUGAACGCGCGCAGCCACUUGAUCGCUCUGUUACCGGAGGGCAGUGAGUGGACGAAGGUGUAUCUGCUGGAGGGCAUCGCCCUGCACAUGAUGUGGGAGUGCCACGAAGCGGUGUACGAGCUGCAUCCCACGAGCGGAGACGGCAACGCCCUCAGCCGCCGACAGACAUCAACGGUUUCAUCGCAGACGAGUCGUGGAGCCGCGGAGUCGACGACGGCGGCGCUGCAGCGACAGUUAACCGGCGCUGCGAACGAUGAGGCGAGCGAGUUCGACCACCACCGUGACGCGUACCUGACGGCGGGCGAGGAGACGCUCGCGCUGGUGAUGCCGCUGCUGCAGUACGCCAGCCCCGUCGUCGUCCUCAGCGUCGUGCGCGCGGUGGCGCUCUUCCUCCAUUCCAUCCACGAGCCCCGCCUGCACGUGCCGGAGGGGACGCAGAGGCGGCUGAUGGACCGGUACGCCGCGCCGCUUAUCCAGUCGCUCGUUGUGCUGCUGGAGGCGCCGCGGUUUGAGAUGCGCUACGUGAUGCUGCGCAACGUCCGCCAGUUCCUCACGCCGGUAUUCGCCCCGUUCUUCUCCGCUCACCUCAGCAAAUUUCUCGUCAAGUUCGAAGAUCCAAUAUACAUUAAAAUGGAGAAGCUGAACCUGCUGGUGCGGCUGGCGAACAACGAGAACGGUAGCCGGGUGCUGGGCGAGCUGAUGGUGUACGCCCGCGAAGCCGACGCCGAGCUCGUGCGCACGGCCGUCAACGCGAUCGGUGCGCUGGCCACCAUGCUGCCGGGCCUCUCCACGGAGUGCGUGCGGCAGCUCGGCACCCUCAUCGCCACACGUGUGCCGCGCCUGGUAGAGAACACGGUGGUGGUGGUGCAGAUGGUGCUCCGCUGCUACCCCGGUAAGUUUACGGAAAUCCUUCGCCCCCUGUGCGAUUCCUUGACGAUUCUCGAGGCGACGGAGGCACGCGCGGCGGUGGCCUGGGUGCUGGGCGAGUACCCCAACAGCGUCUCAGACGCCGUGACGGAGUACCUGUCCGUGCUGGUGAACCAGUUCAUGGAGCAGCCGCGCCUCGUGCAGUACGCAACCAUGACGGCGUUGGCAAAGCUGUACCUGCACGGCGCGAAGGCUAACGCGCCGCAGCGCACCGCGGCCACCACCGAAGCCUUGGCGAUGCUGGAGAAGGUGCUGGGGGACUGCACCAACUCUUACUUCCCCGACCUGCGCGAUCGCGCCCUCUUUUAUUGGCGCGUCAUCGCCCUCGACAUCGACGUCGCGAAGCGCGUGAUGGCCGCGACGGAGGGCGCAAAGCUGAACGCGUCGCUCUGGGAUGAGCUCGGCUUUCACGCUGCACUGCACAGCAGCACAGGAAACGGUGGUGGUGGUGGUGGUGGAGGCGGCAAUCUGCACGACCUCGGCUCGCUGGCCUCCGUCGCGGCUCAGCCGCUGCGGCUGCUGCUGGGCGACGCCGUGAUCGGCAACUCGACGAAGAACCUAACCGGCGUGGACGACGAUGACGAUGACGAAAAUGUUGAGGAGGCCGCCGAUGCUGUGGCUGCUGCUGCGACGGUGAAAGGCCCUGUCAGCAGCAGCGGCGGCCGUAACUCCCCGACUACGGCAAACAACCCGCCAAACCCAACGCCCAACGCUGCGGGCGGCGGGGAGGCGACUAGCUACACGAUCGUUCUUGCCUCUGCCCAGGGCAACGGCGUGCAGGUGGAGAUGAUGUGGUCGCAAAUGGGCUCGAAGCUGAUCCUGUCCUCCCGGCUGCGCAUCGUGCCAGGCGAGGACCAUGUCCGCCACACUCGCGUCCUGACGAUGCAGAUCAACUGGAACAUGUUUGGCAUGGGUGUCGCGCAGGUCUUCCCGACAACGGUGCUCGACGCCGAGGACAAGCCGGCGGAGGUGAGCGUGGUGGUCGCCUGCAAUAACCAAAAGGCCCCGACGCCGGAGAUCCAGGUGGCGAUUGAGUUUGAGUUUAUCGGCGUCCGCUACGUUGUGGCGCCGCCCAUUCCCCCUCCCUUCCUGCUGCUGCCCGCGACUGGCUGCGAGGCGGCCUUCUUUGUGGAGCAGUGGGACAAUCUGCCCUACCCGGUCUGGACGAUGCCGCCUCAGCUGCGUGAGUUGAAGUGCGACCCGACGCGGCUGACGACAAACGUGCUCCGCGUGUACUGCCUGAACCUCGUCCACCGACGCGAGAUUACGGAGAAGAACCUCGUUGUCCUGCUCUUGUACUGCGAAACUAUCGGCCACGAGCGUUUGCUGGCGCAGGCGACGUUCAACUUGAAGGGGAAUGCGAUGAUCGGCCUCACCAUCCGCUCCACGGACGCGCCGGUGGCCGCCUACGUGGGCGAGUUUAUCAUGUCUUCGCUGUGCCCUGUUUCACAGGAUUGA
This is a messenger RNA of Leptomonas pyrrhocoris, 3418 nucleotides long. Its product is annotated as adaptin-related protein-like protein. Gene Ontology annotation, cellular component: membrane coat. The transcript has a single exon. The record is from RefSeq and is a predicted model, not a curated record. Gene Ontology annotation, biological process: vesicle-mediated transport; intracellular protein transport. Bases 428 to 3418 code for a protein of 996 amino acids. NCBI's taxonomy places the organism in Eukaryota, Euglenozoa, Kinetoplastea, Trypanosomatida, Trypanosomatidae.